This is a messenger RNA of Exophiala dermatitidis NIH/UT8656, 2032 nucleotides long. Its product is annotated as 3-oxoacyl-[acyl-carrier protein] reductase. NCBI's taxonomy places the organism in Eukaryota, Fungi, Ascomycota, Eurotiomycetes, Chaetothyriales, Herpotrichiellaceae. Gene Ontology annotation, cellular component: spliceosomal complex. The transcript has a single exon. The coding region runs from base 118 to 1941 and encodes 607 amino acids. The record is from RefSeq and is a predicted model, not a curated record.
GUCCGGCCAUAUUGACGGAUUGAGACUUCUUGAUUGUUUCCACUGAUCUCCUGUCUCCUGUCUCUCAAACAUCCUCCUCCGCCGGAUGGCUUGGUCGAUUGAUGCACUGCUUUCGGAAUGACAUCUGUAGAUGAACUCUUCCGGGGGACCAGCGCUGGUUCCAAGCGUAAACUUGAGGACCCGACCACCGCCUUCUCCCAUGCGCUCUCCAACAAAUCCACCAAAGUCACCAACGGAUCCUCUCCGCGCAGCCUAACCAUCGACAACCACGAUUCCAAUGGCUCUGGCAACCCCGCUGCGUCUGUACAGGACGAUACCCUAGAUGGUCAAGAUGACAUCGAAGCCGGGCCAUCGUUACCGCCCGACGGAGUCGAGGACGAACCCGGUGACGAUGAGGAAGGCCGCUUCUUUGGCGGUGGGGUGUCAAAACAAGAGCGCGAAUUGAUAGACUACAUUGACAAGAACGAUGACGGGGACGCAGAGGAGAAGUUUGAUUCUGCCUGGCUGCGUCGUACCGCAAUCAAUUUCGAACGAAAGAUCAACAAGAACGCGGAGUUGCGCGCCAAAUAUGAAAAUGACCCGAUGAAGUUCGUGGGAAGUGAGGCGGAUCUCGAUGCGGAAAUCAAAGGCUUGAGUGUGCUCAGCGAGCACGGCGAGUUGUACAAGGAAUUUGUCAAAAUGGGCUGCGUUGGCAGCCUCGUCGGGCUCCUCGCGCAUGAGAACACUGAUAUUGCCAUUGCGGUUUGCGAACUGUUAGCAGAGCUUACAGACGAAGACGCCUCGACUAACGAGGAUCAGUGGAAGAUCCUCGUUGAAGCAAUGCUACAGCAUGAUCUUGUGGACCUUCUUUCAAGCAACCUCAGUCGGCUCGACGAGGACAGUAACGAAAGCGAUAGGGCUGGCGUUUACCACAUCCUGAAUGUACUCGAGAACAUUUUGUCAGACGCGAAGAACCAGGAGAUCGUGGGUGCCAAUGACAAAAUGAUGCAGUGGCUGCUGGCAAGGAUCAAGAAGGUUGACCCUUAUGCCCGCGGCAAGGUUGGGCAAAACCGCCAGUAUGCGGCAGAGAUCCUUGCUAUCCUUCUACAAUCCAAUAGAGCGAAUCGUGAUCGCCUUGCACAAAAAGAAGGCGUCGAUAUGUUUUUGGAGCUGCUGAGCACAUAUGCCAGGAGAGAUCCUGAGAAGGACUCCGACGAAGAAGAGUAUGCUGAGAAUCUCUUCGAUUGCUUGGCUUGCGUCGUCGAGGAGAGACUGGGAGGAGAGAAAUUCGUCGAAGGUGAAGGCGUCGAGUUAUGCCUUAUCAUGCUCCGAGAAGGGCGGCUCGCAAAGGCGAGAGCGUUGCGCGUCUUGGACCAUGCAAUGAGCGGAGGCAAUGCGAUCGUGGUUUCAAUGAGAUUGGUGGAAGCGGCUGGGCUGAAGACUGUGUUCGGGAUGCUUAUGAAAAGCCAAAAAAUGGAGAGGAGCCUGGUGGAACAUCUAAUCGGCAUACUGGCCAGCUUGCUAAGAUAUCUUCCCGGAGGAUCUGCAGCGAGGAUACGUACGCUGGCCAAGUUUGUCGAAAACGACUACGAGAAGAUCUUGCGACUGGUGGAACUACGGCGAGAGUACAAGACGCGUCUCAGCAGAGUUGAGGCCUCUAUAAGAAGAGAGAGGGAACAAAUAAGCGACGCCGAGGCUGAAGCGUUAGCUGAUGGGUGGCUCUCCCGCCGCCUCGAUGCGGGACUGUUUUCACUGCAGGCUAUCGAGCUAAUUCUUAGCUGGAUGGUGGCUGAAGACAACGGCGCGCGGCAAACGAUAGCCGUGCUGCUUGGUGAGGAUGGACUGAAGAUACUGGAGCGGAGCCUCAGAGAUCAAAUCGAGGGUAUGGACCACAGUCAAAGUGAUGAAGCUAAGGCUACUGAAGAGAUGCUGGAAGCGUUGCUCCUGUGCGUCGAGCAGUAAAAAUAGCAAGCAGCCUGGAUAGCAAAGUGAUCAAGUAGCAUUGAUCAUAAAGUACCAACAAUCGAAGAUACCCAUUGUUGUGAUGCCGCAA